Cylicocyclus nassatus is the source of this 348-nucleotide messenger RNA. NCBI's taxonomy places the organism in Eukaryota, Metazoa, Nematoda, Chromadorea, Rhabditida, Strongylidae. The record is from the annotation of a GenBank genome assembly.
AUACUCUAGAUCGUCAUGCAGAGGAGUAUGCGAGUUCAUCAACUGUCGCUGUUCUGCUGCCUUCUGUUAUGCUAUACACUAGUACAAGCCCAAUUCGGAUGGAGAUGUGGAUAUGUGGGAGGAUGGUGUGACGAAAGAUGGAGGUUUUUUGACCAUCCGAAUGGGUUCCGAUCCAAGGCCCUUAUGAUGGCUGCUCUUGCAAGGUCCGUUAGGGCCAACGUUGAUGCAGAAUGACAGACACUCAAUCAAAAGCAGUGCAGUGUCAGGAGGACUUCUAGCAUCCGACUUUGAUCUCUUCAUGCAAACCCAGAUGAUUGAUCUGAUGGUAGAGUAAAUGUUUUAUGGUGU